UGCAUUCAGGGAUAGACAUCAGUCAACUGUUGAUUCGGUUUUCUUUGAGACUCCGAGUCCGUCUACAGCACCGAGCCGAUCCGUCUAUAAGAGCUGCCUGUUCCCCUUCAGCACCUCUUCCCCAGCUCAUCCAUCCCAUCCCAUCCUAUCUCAUCACAUCCCGUCACAUUCCAUCACACCAUGACAGCACACACUGCCCCUGCCACCUCGGCCACCUCGGCCACUCGUACUCUAGCCACCUGGCUGGAGGACCUCUCGCCGGCCACUAUUCCCGAGGAGAUCCGCACGCGGGCCAAAUACCUCAUGCUGGAUGGUUUGGGCUGUGCCCUGCUGGGCUCCCGCCUGCCAUGGUCCGUCAAGGCCCACGACACCAUCACGGCCAUCGAAGGCACCGGCAAAUGCACUGUAAUCGGAUGGAACGAGACCCUCCCCCCCAACGCCGCCGCCCUCCUCAACAGCACCUUCCUCCAAGGCUUCGACCUGGACGACGUGCACAUCGAAGCCCCCAUCCACGCCAGCUCCGUGAUCCUGCCUGCCGUCCUCGCCGCCGCCCAACAAGAGCACCCGACCCAGCGCAUCACCGGCCCGGACUUCCUAACCGCCAUGGUAGCCGGCUACGAAGUCGGGCCUCGCGUAGGCUACGCCCUGGGGGGAUCCCACAUGCUCACCAUCGGCUGGCACUCGGGCGCUAUCUUCGGCCCCGCGGCCUCCGCCGCCGCCGUGUCCAAACUCCUCGGACUACCGGCGGACCAAAUCGAAGAUGCCCUCGGCAUGGCCUGCACUCAGGCUUGCGGGCUCAUGUCCGCUCAGUUCGAGAGCAUGGUGAAACGCAUGCAGCAUGGAUUUGCGGCGCGGAGCGGCGUGCUUGCUUCCUAUCUCGCUCGACAGGGCUUCAUGGGAAUCAAGGAGAUCUUUGAUCGUUCGUACGGUGGAUUCCUGCAGAUGUUUACGUUGGGGGCGGAGAAAGAACCGAGGUAUUUCCCCGAGGAGGUGUGUAAGAAUCUCGGGGAGACGUGGCAGAUGGAGAAGAUUCGACAGAAGCCGUAUGCGUUGAUGGCGGGGACGCACUGCACGGUGGAUUGCAUUCGCGAGUUGCAGCGGUUGUAUCCGGAGAGAAUGGCGAAGUGGGAUACUAUGGUGAGGAUCGAGGCGGAAAUGGCCCGCGCGGCGAUGAAGAAGGGCGGAUGGGCGCCGCAGAAGCCGGCGACGGUCACGGCGGCACAGAUGUGUGUGCCGUAUGCGGUGGCAUUGCAGGUGGUCGAUGGGGAGAUUGUUCCUGGGCAGUUUGCGCCGGGGAAGUUGAAUCGGGAGGAGUUGUGGGAGGUGAUUGGCAAGGUGGAGUGUCGCGAGGUGGAUGAGUUUGAUUAUUCGUGGGCGCAGCGCGUGAGGAUUACGUUUGAGGAUGGAGAGGUGGUGGAGACGAUGCUCAAGGCGCCCAGGGGGGUGAAUCCGGAGUUGUCGAAUGAGGAGGUGGUGGAGAAGUGGAGGGCUGUGACGAGGGGGGUUAUUGGUGAGGAGAGACAGCGCGAGAUUGAAGCUGUGGUGUUGAAUAUGGAGGAGGUGGACGAUGUGGUGGGCAGAUUGGGCGAGUUGUUGGGGCCUGAGACGGUGAAUGUGCUACAGUGAUGGAUGCAGUGAUGCAGUGAGAGAGAGAGAGAGCUUAGGGUUUGUGGAGUGAGGGAUAUUGGGACCUAAUUGCUAAUUGCUAAUUGCUGCAUUUCGGGGUUGAGUUAGGGCCCGAGGCUGAUGUCACCCUACAUACGGAGGACAUCAUCUAUUUAGCCGCCCUGAUGAUGGUUAUUCGGCCUAAUAAUAAUACGAGUCCCAGUGAUAAUAACAAG
Molecule: messenger RNA, 1841 nt
Organism: Aspergillus sclerotioniger CBS 115572
Lineage: Eukaryota; Fungi; Ascomycota; Eurotiomycetes; Eurotiales; Aspergillaceae
Product: MmgE/PrpD family protein
Exons: 2
Coding region: 181-1626 (481 amino acids)
Molecular function (GO): lyase activity
Source: RefSeq, a predicted model, not a curated record